AUGGCACCCAAGGCAGCUGCCGGAAAGAAACCAGUAGCGGAAAAGGCUCCAGCUGAGAAGGCACCAGCGGAGAAGAAGCCCAAGGCUAUGAAGAAACUCCCAAAAGACGCAUCGGCUGCCGGAGCAGAUAAGAAGAAGAAGAGACACAAGAAAUCAGUCGAGACCUACAAGAUCUACAUCUUUAAGGUUUUGAAGCAGGUUCACCCUGACAUUGGUAUCUCUAGUAAGGCAAUGGGCAUCAUGAACUCCUUCAUCAACGACAUUUUCGAGAAGCUCGCUCAGGAGGCAUCUAAGCUUGCAAGGUACAACAAGAAGAACACUCUGUCUUCGAGGGAGAUUCAAACUGCAGUCAGACUUGUACUUCCCGGGGAGUUGGCUAAGCAUGCUGUGUCUGAAGGUACCAAGGCUGUGACAAAGUUCACUAGCGGUUAG
Lactuca virosa is the source of this 432-nucleotide messenger RNA. The record is from the annotation of a GenBank genome assembly. NCBI's taxonomy places the organism in Eukaryota, Viridiplantae, Streptophyta, Magnoliopsida, Asterales, Asteraceae.